Messenger RNA from Chrysemys picta bellii (western painted turtle), 2622 nucleotides. RefSeq names its product transmembrane 9 superfamily member 2-like. Lineage: Eukaryota; Metazoa; Chordata; Testudines; Emydidae. The record is from RefSeq and is a predicted model, not a curated record. Gene Ontology annotation, cellular component: membrane. Gene Ontology annotation, biological process: protein localization to membrane.
CGCCCCGCCCCGCCCCGCCCCGCCAAGCGCUGAGCUCGGCCCCUGCACUGGAGCUGGGUGCAGCUUCGUCGGGUCCCGGCUCGGGCUUUCCUCCCUUCCCAGCAGGCGGGACGAUGAGGCUGCUGGCUGCCGGGAUCCUGCUGCUGGGCUGCUCGGCUUCCCUCUGCGCCGCCUUCUACCUGCCCGGCUUGGCCCCCGUCAGCUUCUGCGAGCCCGACAAGGCGAGCGAGAGCUGCCAGUCAAAAAUUGAGCUAUUUGUGAAUAGACUGGACUCAGUAGAAUCAGUUCUACCUUAUGAAUAUGAUGCUUUUGACUUCUGUCAAGAUGAGAUAGAAAAAAGGCCUUCGGAAAAUCUUGGACAAAUCCUGUUUGGAGAAAGAAUAGCAUCAUCACCAUAUAAGUUUACAUUUAACAAACCGGAAACAUGCAAGGUAGCUUGUACGAAAUCAUAUGACCCAGAAAAAAGUGAUGACAAAAAUAAACUGGCUUUUUUGAAGAAAGGAAUGCAAUUGAAUUAUCAACAUCACUGGAUUAUUGAUAAUAUGCCUGUAACAUGGUGUUAUCAAGUGGAAGAUGAACACAAAUACUGUAAUCCGGGAUUUCCAAUAGGAUGUUUUAUUACUACAGAUGGCAGAGUUAAAGAUGCUUGCAUUAUUGAUUCUCAGUUUCACAAGUGGGACACUUUCUAUCUCUUCAACCAUGUUGACAUUACGAUCAUGUACCAUAGCGGGAAAGAUGAAAGCUGGCCUGGAGCAAGACUGGUAAUGGCAAGACUGGAUCCAAAAAGCUACAAACAUACAGAUAAAAACAAUUUAAAUUGUGGAGGUCCCCCUAUGGAGAUUCCUGCUAAAUUCACGAACAAACUGGAUUUGAUCUACACUUAUUCUGUGAAAUUUGAAGAAAAUGAUAUCAAGUGGGCUUCCAGAUGGGACUACAUUUUGGAGUCCAUGCCACAUACCAACAUUCAGUGGUUUAGCAUAAUGAAUUCACUCGUAAUUGUUCUCUUCUUAUCUGGCAUGGUGGCUAUGAUCAUACUGAGGACUCUUCAUAAAGAUAUUGCAAGAUACAACCAAAUUGACUCCUCUGAAGAUGCUCAAGAGGAAUUUGGUUGGAAGUUGGUUCAUGGAGAUGUAUUUAGACCUCCAAGGAAGGGAAUGCUGUUAUCUGUCUUCUUGGGUCAAGGAACGCAAAUUUUCAUUAUGACAUUUAUUACUCUAUUUCUAGCUUGCCUUGGCUUUCUUUCUCCUGCCAACCGAGGAGCUUUGAUGACUUGUGCAGUUGUACUGUGGGUCUUGCUGGGAACUCCUGCUGGUUAUGUAUCUGCUAGAAUGUAUAAAACAUUUCGAGGUGAAAAGUGGAAGACAAAUGUUUUGCUGACAGCUCUGUUGUGCCCUGGAAUUGUCUUUGCUGAUUUCUUCAUUAUGAAUCUUAUUCUGUGGGUGAAGGGAUCAUCAGCUGCCAUCCCCUUUGGUACACUGGUUGCUAUCCUGGCAAUGUGGUUUGGAAUUUCUGUCCCAUUAACCUUCAUUGGUGCAUAUUUUGGAUUCAAAGAAAAGCCUAUUGAACACCCAGUUCGUACAAACCAGAUUCCUCGUCAGAUCCCGGAGCAGUCAUUUUUCACAAAGCCGUUGCCUGGUAUCAUCAUGGGUGGCAUCUUGCCAUUUGGUUGUAUUUUUAUUCAGCUUUUUUUCAUUCUAAACAGUAUUUGGUCCCAUCAAAUGUACUACAUGUUUGGUUUCCUGUUCUUAGUGUUUAUAAUUCUUCUUAUUACGUGUUCUGAGGCUACAGUCUUGCUGUGCUAUUUCCAUCUAUGUGCAGAGGAUUAUCAUUGGUGGUGGAGAUCGUUCUUAACGAGCAGCUUUACAGCCGUUUAUCUUUUUAUCUAUGCGGUUCAUUACUUCUUCUCUAAACUCCAAAUAACGGGAACUGCUAGUACCAUUUUAUACUUCGGGUAUACUAUGAUCAUGGUUUUGAUAUUUUUCCUUUUUACAGGGACGAUUGGAUUUUUUGCCUGCUUCUGGUUUGUUAGUAAGAUUUACAGUGUUGUGAAAGUGGACUGAAGAAUUUCAAAGUGUCUUUGGAACAUAUCUCCCUUGCUGUGAUAUAUUUUUACCAUGUAUUGAGAAACCUACUGCAUAAUUAUUUUAAAAUGUAAAAGCUGAACCUCAGCCUGUAUGGCAGAAAAUACAGGUUUUAUGGAUGGAAAUAGCAGCAUUGGAAAACAUUUACACCAGUCCUGUUCCUGAAAAUGUUAAUCCAUUCUAAUCAUUUUUAAAAAAUACUGUAUACAGAGUUUGAUUUAAAACAAAUGAAUGAUGCAAUGAAACCAGUUUCUUUUUUUAAAAAAAUAGUGCAUUAUAUAGCUUUCCAGCUGAGAUUUCUUGUCAUUUUUGUUACUUUUCUUUUGUCUCUUACCAAUUAUACCAUCAAAACAUAGGACUGUCCAGUAAAUACUAUGUAAAAAUGUGAAACUUUUUUAACUUAAAACUGAUUGUACAUAGUAUUGUGCACCUUCUUUACAGCUUGUUUAUCAUCGUACAAAGGAACAUGCAUUUAGUGUAACGUAGAAUUUUGUUAAGGAUAUCGACACUGUUUUUCUUCAAAUAAAACUGCACAACUCUG